AAAUAAAUAAAAAAUAUCAAUAUUUUAAAAAUGAUUAUUUGUAGUAAAAGAAUUGCCAUACUUUGUUCAUUAUUAUCUGUUUGGGCAAUCAUUAUGUUAACAUUGAUGGGCAUACUACUUUAUAGUCAUGCUGUAACAUUUGCAGAAGAUCUUGAACUACAUGAAAUUGAAACAUCGAAUAUCAAAGAAUUCUAUCCGGAAGCGUAUCAACGUUAUGAAUCAGCAGCGCAUAAUUGUUGGAUUGCCGCCUGUCUUUACAUCGCUACAUUGGCGUUUUCCAUGCAUCAAUAUGUGACAAACCGAAGAAUUCAAUAUGGAUAUUGA
This is a messenger RNA of Dermatophagoides pteronyssinus (European house dust mite), 324 nucleotides long. Its product is annotated as ribonuclease kappa-B-like. Gene Ontology annotation, molecular function: RNA endonuclease activity. The record is from RefSeq and is a predicted model, not a curated record. Gene Ontology annotation, biological process: nucleic acid metabolic process. Lineage: Eukaryota; Metazoa; Arthropoda; Arachnida; Sarcoptiformes; Pyroglyphidae.